Microthlaspi erraticum is the source of this 468-nucleotide messenger RNA. NCBI's taxonomy places the organism in Eukaryota, Viridiplantae, Streptophyta, Magnoliopsida, Brassicales, Brassicaceae. The record is from the annotation of a GenBank genome assembly.
AUGCACGUGGAUACCAUGAAGAAUGCUCGAGUAAGCUCGGUUUAUGAAGGUAAAGAGAGAAAUAGAUAUUCAAGCAAAGGAGAGGAAUUAACUCGAAGGGAUCAUUCAAGAAACGCGAGAUUAACCGCGAAAGCUCGAAUGAAAGUUCACAAAGAGAGCAUGAGAUCUCUGUCUAAACUUAAGAAACCGAUGGUGAUGAUGAGGUCGAUGAGGAAAAACGAAGAGAGGCAAGAGGAUCAUAGAAAUGUUAUUGCUAGGGUUGUUGAGAAGGAAAAGGAUAAGAACGAUGAAGGCGUCAUCAUGGAGAAAAUGGAUGCAAAGACGGAAAUGCACCUUUCAGGGUGGGUCGAGGAGUGGCCGCAAACGUUAACCUAUGAAGAGGAGUGGACGUGGUUUGCGUUUGCGUUUGGAUGGGGAAGGUGGUGGCGUUAUGACGCGGUGAUGAGUGGUGGGAGGUUGUUUAACUAA